ACGCUAGAUAGGAUUGAGUCAAAUUGUUAGUUACAAUCUAAGACCCCUCGAAAGUGGAUCUAACACUUAACAAAACCAAAUGUGAUCAGAAUAUUAUUUAGAAAAAUUUAAUGAGUUUAAAAUGUUAAGGAAAGUUCUUUCAAGUUCGUGGUAUGUAUUGCUAAUUAUAAUAAUAUUAGCAGAACUUGUUUUAAGUGCACCUCAAGGAUAUGAUUACUACGCGAACCAACAGAGAUACUAUUACGCCCAACAAAGAGCAGCACAAGCCCAACGUAUCCAAGCUCAACGAUUAGCAGCUCAAAAUCGCUACUAUCAUCAGCAGCUAUCAUCUUACAGAACCCCCAGCACAACUACUCGAAGACCGUUUAGGGUAAGUAAGGCUGAUGCAGAGAAUGCCAAAUUCCUUGGUUCAAAAAAUCAAGAAUCUAUUGAAUCGGGGAAGACAUUCAAGAAAAAGGCAAACAAGCUUUUUGGAGGAGGUUAUGGGCCAGGAGGAUAUGGAAACGGAUGUUACUUCCGAAAUGCCAACCAAGAACACAAGUCUGAGGGAAGAGUAUUUUGGGAUUUCAAUGUCUACAAUGUUUACCCUAAUGGAGGUUGUGGUGGAGGUUUCGGCGGAGGAUAUCCUGGUGGACCUGGAGGCUUUGGCGGAGGCUUGGCUGACCCUAUUUACGGUGAUCGACCAGUUCGAGGAUUUUUUCAAAAUUGGCUUGGCCUCUUCCUGCCUGGUGGUGCUUUGAGUGGUGUUAAUCGACCGUAUCAGGGUCCCUCCCAGUCACAAUCGGGUGGUAGUUCUUCAAUUGAUCCUGUCGAUUAUGACUCCAAUUUGGGGGGUACAGGCUCUGGCGCUGAUAGUUCUUCCACAAAUGAUGGUACUAAUAGCGGUGGCGGUGGCAGUGGCAGUGGCGGUGGCCUUGGCGCAGCUGGCGGUAACAAUAAUUUUGGAUCUAAUGGAGGUGGCAUGCCAAAUUUAACACCUGGCCAGAUAGUUGGUGGAGUGGCAAACACAGUUAACAGUGUUAUUCAGACGUUAUCUACUGCUCCUGUGUUUGGUUGAUUAAGCUUAAGUCAAUAAAGAUAUUGACUCUUGUUGUUAAUUAUUUGUAAUUGUGUAUUAUAGAUUUUGUUAUAAAUAAACUAUUAAGAAAUUA
Eupeodes corollae is the source of this 1151-nucleotide messenger RNA. RefSeq names its product keratin, type I cytoskeletal 9-like. The coding region runs from base 122 to 1057 and encodes 311 amino acids. The transcript is spliced from 3 exons. Lineage: Eukaryota; Metazoa; Arthropoda; Insecta; Diptera; Syrphidae. The record is from RefSeq and is a predicted model, not a curated record.